Strongylocentrotus purpuratus (purple sea urchin) is the source of this 1845-nucleotide messenger RNA. RefSeq names its product tubulin alpha-1 chain-like. Gene Ontology annotation, molecular function: structural constituent of cytoskeleton; GTP binding. The coding region runs from base 125 to 1486 and encodes 453 amino acids. Lineage: Eukaryota; Metazoa; Echinodermata; Echinoidea; Camarodonta; Strongylocentrotidae. Gene Ontology annotation, biological process: microtubule cytoskeleton organization; mitotic cell cycle. Gene Ontology annotation, cellular component: cytoplasm; microtubule. The transcript is spliced from 3 exons. The record is from RefSeq and is a predicted model, not a curated record.
UAAUACACACCAACCGUUAGCCGCUUCAUUCAUAGUGAUUGCUGUAGACACAUCAACGUCGUGAGCAAGCUCAGUGUGAAAACCCAUUUCUUCAGUACAAAGAAAUAAGAAAGCCUUAUACAACAUGCGUGAAUGUAUCUCAGUCCAUGUCGGCCAGUGCGGCGUCCAGAUGGGCAAUGCCUGCUGGGAGUUGUACUGCCUGGAGCACGGCAUCCAGCCUGAUGGCCAGAUGCCCUCAGACAAGACCAUCGGAGGUGGUGACGACUCCUUCAACACCUUCUUCAGUGAGACUGGAGCUGGCAAGCACGUACCCCGUGCUGUUUUCGUCGAUCUUGAGCCGUCCGUUGUGGAUGAGGUUCGUACUGGUACCUACCGUCAGCUCUUCCACCCUGAGCAACUGAUCACCGGCAAGGAGGAUGCCGCCAACAACUACGCCCGUGGUCACUACACCGUCGGCAAAGAACUCAUUGAUCAAGUCUUAGAUCGCAUCAGGAAGUUGGCUGACCAGUGCACAGGUCUCCAGGGAUUCCUCAUCUUCCACAGCUUCGGUGGCGGCACCGGCUCUGGCUUCACCUCCCUGCUCAUGGAGCGUCUUUCUGUCGAUUACGGAAAGAAGUCCAAACUGGAGUUCGCCGUCUACCCCGCUCCCCAGAUCUCCACUGCUGUUGUCGAGCCAUACAACUCAGUUCUUACUACUCAUACCACCCUGGAGCACUCCGACUGUGCCUUCAUGGUUGACAACGAGGCCAUCUACGAUAUCUGCAGACGUAACCUCGACAUUGAGCGUCCCACCUACACCAACCUCAACCGUCUCAUCGGCCAGAUCGUCUCCUCCAUCACCGCUUCUCUUCGAUUUGACGGCGCCCUCAACGUCGAUCUGACAGAGUUCCAGACCAACUUGGUGCCCUACCCACGUAUUCAUUUCCCUCUGGCCACCUACGCCCCAGUUAUCUCUGCUGAGAAGGCCUACCAUGAGCAGUUGACCGUUGCCGAGAUCACCAACGCCUGCUUCGAGCCCGCCAACCAGAUGGUGAAGUGUGAUCCCCGACACGGCAAGUACAUGGCCUGCUGUCUCCUGUACCGUGGUGAUGUCGUCCCCAAGGAUGUCAACGCCGCCAUCGCUACCAUCAAGACCAAGCGUACUAUCCAGUUCGUCGACUGGUGUCCAACUGGCUUCAAGGUCGGUAUCAACUACCAGCCACCCACCGUCGUCCCUGGUGGUGAUCUUGCCAAGGUUCAGCGUGCCGUCUGCAUGUUGAGCAACACCACCGCAGUUGCCGAGGCCUGGGCCCGUCUUGACCACAAAUUCGAUCUGAUGUACGCCAAGCGUGCUUUCGUCCAUUGGUACGUUGGAGAGGGUAUGGAGGAAGGUGAGUUCUCCGAGGCUCGUGAGGAUCUGGCUGCUCUCGAGAAGGACUACGAAGAAGUUGGUGUUGAUUCCGCAGACGCAGAAGGAGAGGACGAGGAAGGUGAUGAGGAAUACUAAACUAAGAUGUCUAACAGUCCCGGCAGAGCCAUCGAUGUAGUAAACUAUUAAAAAAAAAACUCAUUUUAAAAAUGCAGCUGUAAUUUUCUGCCAAUGUAUCAACUUUUCCUUGAUGAUACUAGCGUUUGGUCUCCGACUAAACCAACUCAAUUAUACCAAGCUUGCCCAUUAGUUUAAAAGCAGCUAAGCAAAAUACAUUCAUAACUGUUUAAGAAUAUCUGAACUGAGUACUAUCAACGUUAAACCUAAAAACCUAAAAUUAUCCAACUCAAAAUGCACUUCCUGUUUUAUUUAAGAUAUUCAAUUAUUCAAAUCACUAUGACGAAAAUGUGAGAAUAUAGAUUAAUAAUAUCUCCUAA